AUGUAUGGAUUUUGCUCCCAUCCAGCGUAUAAAUUUCUCGUCUACGACUACAUUCAACAGGGAAGCCUCCACAGGAUAUUGGAAAAUGAGGAGCUAGCAAAGGAAUUGGAUUGGCACAAGAGAAUUGCUGUUGCAAAUGAUGUGGCUCAAACAAUAUUUUAUUUGCAUCACGAAUGCAGUCCACCUAUAAUCCAUCGAGAUAUCACAAGCAACAACAUCUUACUUGAUACAUCCUUCAAGGGUUUUGUCUCGGAUUUCGGCACGGCAAGGAUUCUUAAGCCCGAUUCAUCAAACUGGAGUGCACAAGCAGGAACGUACGGCUACAUGGCUCCUGAACUGUCGUACACAUCUGUUGCGACAGAGAAAUGUGAUGUUUAUAGCUUUGGGGUGGUUGUGUUAGAGCUAGUGAUGGGCAAGCAUCCAAGGGAUUUAUUAGAUGGUAGUCUUUCUAACGGCGAACAAUCAAUGAUGGUGAAAGAUAUUCUGGACCAACGGCUGACAACACCAAUAACAACAGAAGAGAAUAGCUUAGCUCUGCUCAUCAAGCUGGCCUUAUCUUGUUUGGAAUCUUCUCCCCAAUUAAGGCCAACCAUGCGGGAGGCAUACCAAACACUCAUCCAACGACCAUCUUCUACUUCUUGUUCCGUGCCUUUCAGCGCGCUUAUAUUACAGCAAGGGAUGCAUGCUGAUAUAAGGUCUGAAUCCUAG
This is a messenger RNA of Aegilops tauschii subsp. strangulata, 708 nucleotides long. The record is from RefSeq and is a predicted model, not a curated record. NCBI's taxonomy places the organism in Eukaryota, Viridiplantae, Streptophyta, Magnoliopsida, Poales, Poaceae.